Cuculus canorus (common cuckoo) is the source of this 1738-nucleotide messenger RNA. RefSeq names its product peripheral myelin protein 22 (gene PMP22). Bases 177 to 653 code for a protein of 158 amino acids. The transcript has 5 exons. Gene Ontology annotation, cellular component: plasma membrane. NCBI's taxonomy places the organism in Eukaryota, Metazoa, Chordata, Aves, Cuculiformes, Cuculidae. The record is from RefSeq and is a predicted model, not a curated record.
CCGCUUUAUAGGCGGAGCGCCGGGCGGCGCGGAGGGGCCCUCCCUGUCCCGCAGACGCAAGUGGGGCGGCGGCCCCGGUUAAAGGGGAACCUGAGGGCGCCGCUCCCGCUCCGCAGCGCUGCCCGCUCCGCUCCGCGCCCGCCGCUCCGCGCCAGCUGCUCUCCACCGCCGCCAAGAUGCUGAUUUUGCUGCUGGGCAUCAUCGUGCUCCAUGUCACCGUGCUGGUGCUCCUCUUCGUCUCCACCAUCGUUAGUCAAUGGUUGGUGAACGGUGGGAAUACAGCAGACCUCUGGCAGAACUGCACCUCUGGUACCAUCUUCCACUGCCUGACGUCGUCCACGAAUGAAUGGCUGCAGUCUGUACAAGCGAUGAUGAUCCUCUCCAUCAUCUUCAGCGUCUUGUCCCUGUUCCUGUUCUUUUGCCAGCUGUUCACACUUACCAAGGGCGGGCGCUUUUACAUUACUGGAAUCUUCCAAAUCCUUGCUGGGCUCUGCGUGAUGAGCGGUGCGGCCAUCUUCACAGUGAGGCACACGGACUGGCACCAAGCCUCGGAAAACACCUCCUACGGCUUUGCCUAUAUCCUGGCGUGGCUGGCCUUCCCCCUGGCCCUUGCCAGCGGCAUCAUCUACGUCAUCCUACGGAAACGCGAGUGAUGCUGCAAGGUGGUGAUGUGGCACGACAAGGGCACUGAUGACGUCCAUGGAGGAGGCGGAGGCGGGGGAAAAUAGACGAGAAAACGGAAAAGAAAAUUAACAAAAACAAAACAAAAAAAAAGAAAACCCUCCCACCAAACCCAAACCCAAUCGACCCCAAAUGGAAACACUCAAAGGGUUACUUGUUAAUUGAAGAUGUAUAUAGUAUCUAUGGUUUAAAAAGCCUAUUUAUAACACUUUUUACAUAUAUGUACAUAGUAUUGUUUGCUUUUGUUGACCAUACGCUAUGUUUUAAAGCCUAAAGCAAGUGCCUAAGGAACUAUUACUCCUAACAGUGUAACAAGAGCGUGGUGAUUUUCUCUCAUGCAAAAUCCUCUUUGGCCUGAACUUUCUUUUCCCAUGCCAGCCCCUAUCCAACCACCAGAAGUCCCCAGCUCUGGCUGGUUUUAGGUUGGCAAAAAGCAGAAUUAGGCCUGUUUAUGCUAACCUGAGGGCUGGUCCUCCCUCCUGCCACAUGCUGUGUUCCUUGUAACUAAAGUGCACGUCCAGAUCUGAUGGGAGAUGCUUCCAAAAGGUUUGAAGGAUUUUGGAGUGAAGGCUUUGAUCGCCCCAAGUGCCUAAAUGACUUAUGUGCCUAAGUCCCGUUGCCUUGCCACCACACCCGCUGGGAAUUUGGGCUUUUAAAUCACUUAGGUGGAAUUGCAAUCCAGCGCGGGCUCUGUGGGUGCCCCCGGUGCUGGUGGGGCAGGGGUGUGUGCUGAGCCGAGCCCAGAUGUCGGGGCAUUGAUGCUCCCAACCAUGAAACGUGCUUUAUCCUUGCCGUGGAGCUAGGCUGCCAAUGAGAAAGAAGUAAACCCAGACUAUCUAUGAAAUCAAAUAACAGAUAUAUGAAAUGGUGCUAUCUAUUUACCAUUCCUUGUAUUGCUAGCCAUUUAACCUUAUUCACUGGAAAUUCAGUUAACGAUCUUGAGGUAAACAACAAAGCUAGAAAUGAGAAAUAAUUCUGUGUAAUAUACAUGAGCUGUAACUGCUUUUGUACUUAGACUUGCUCUUACUAUUAUUUUUAAUAAAGCAUUUAUAACCAA